This is a messenger RNA of Aptenodytes forsteri (emperor penguin), 627 nucleotides long. RefSeq names its product hepatic lectin-like. The record is from RefSeq and is a predicted model, not a curated record. Lineage: Eukaryota; Metazoa; Chordata; Aves; Sphenisciformes; Spheniscidae. The coding region runs from base 1 to 627 and encodes 208 amino acids. The transcript is spliced from 6 exons.
AUGGACGAGGAACAUCUUCACGACGACCUGCACGUUUUUAAAGACAGAAACUUCUUCCGGCAGAAGCUGAGAUCCUUUUUCACGGUAUACUUGCUACUGGCCCUCUCCUUCUUGCUGAUCAUCACCCUGUUCGCUGUGUCGCUCUCCAGAGUUUCAGCCAUUUCUUCUAAACUCAACGAGGUGCAGCCGGAACGGAAACAGAACUUUUCCGGCAGGGAUUUUCUGUUGUUUCCCUGCGGACCCGGAUCCAGGGAAUGGGAAUACUUCGAUGGAAAAUGUUACUACUUCUCCCUGACCAGAAUGAGCUGGUACAAGGCGAAGGCUCAGUGCGAAGAGAUGCACUCGCGGUUGGCUAUCAUUAACAGCUACGCCAAGCAGAAUUUUGUCAUGUUCAGGACAAGGAAUGAGCGUUUCUGGAUCGGGCUCACGGACGAGAAUUCGGAAGGGGAAUGGGAAUGGAUCGACGGGACCGACUAUAAAACCACGUUCACAUUUUGGAAGGAGGGAGAGCCCAACAACAGCGGCAGCAACGAAGAUUGUGCCCACAUCUGGGUCUCCGGGAAGUGGAACGACGUCUACUGCACCUAUGAGUGCUACUACGUCUGCGAAAAGCCUCUGCCCAACUGA